AUGCCCGGUAUCCAGAUCAUCGCCAACAACGAGGCCCCCAAGCAGGCUUGCCUGUGCCCCCGCUGCGACUUCACGUACGCCGGCGCCGCGGGCGUCAACAUCUCCAACGUGUCGUCGUCGUCGUCGACCUCGACCACGGCUGUCAACACGUCGUCGGCGACCGUCGCGGCCACCCACACGGCCACCCAGACCAUCGUCUACAACCACGACGUGUCGGUCUCGCUCGCGCAGAUCAACGAGCUCACCGUCGGCCCCAUCAUCUACGCGCUCCCCUCGCACCAGGUGCUCACCGCCGUCGCCCCCGUCGACCCCAAGGGCACCCCGCUCACCUUCACCUUCAACCCGCGCCUCGUCCGCGACCACCUCCACCGACAGUUCCUCAGCUACCUCGCCGAGGGCGUCCACGGCUCGUUCUUCGUCAAGGGCACGGCCGCCGCCAAGAUCCACGACGCCCGCCAGGUCCUCGCUGUUGACCGUCUCGACGGCUACGCCUCGCUCCAGUCGUUCGUCUACGCCCACCUCCUCGGCUCGGUCAACGUCGCCCUCCUCGAGCAGGCCCCCCGCAACUCGACCCUCGACGGUGCCCGCAUCUGGGCCGUCUCGAGCCCCGACCGCUGCCGCCUCGGCGCCCAGGCGGCCCUCGAGCUCAGGAUCGCCGGCAUCCCCCACGUCGCGGCCGACUUCCACCCCGCGACCGUUGUCCCCAACGCCCUCAUUGACGCCGUCCUCAACGCCGUCCGCCUCGGCGCCGUCUGGGACCUCGCCCGCGGCCGCGUCGUCGCUGCGCCCGUCAACGACAACCAGUCGCUUCACCACGACGCGCAGAUCCUUCUUGGUCAGGUCUGGGACCGCUUCGCCCGCGGCCACGCUUCCAACGCGUCGGUCAACUGGGUCAUCCUCUUCAACGUUGAGCGCUCGCUCAUCUUCCACCGCCGCGGCAACGACAUUAGCGUUUCGCACGUCAUCUCGGCCACGGGCGUCUCGAACACCCGCAACUCGGUCCAGAACAUCUACUCGCUUCUCCUCGCCAUCGGCACCCUCGAGAAGCACCAGUACUUUCACGGCUGCCCCAAGGUUCUUCUCGAGCCCGCUGUCGUUUACGAGCGCAACAUUGUCACCACCGACCCUCCCCGCCCCGAGGUUCGCUACGAGCGCAAGAGCGACUACUACUACGACCAGCACAAGAUCACCACCGACCCCCCUGUUGUCGUCCACAAGCCCGUCAUCGACCUUGGCUACUACCCCGACCCCUACCCGGUCGUUACCCCCGCUCCUGUUUGGGCCGGCAAGGGCCACCGCGGCCACCACCACCCCGACCCCCACCCCGUCCAGCGCUACUACUAA
Vanrija pseudolonga is the source of this 1344-nucleotide messenger RNA. RefSeq lists its product as uncharacterized. Lineage: Eukaryota; Fungi; Basidiomycota; Tremellomycetes; Trichosporonales; Trichosporonaceae. The coding region runs from base 1 to 1344 and encodes 447 amino acids. The record is from RefSeq and is a predicted model, not a curated record. The transcript is spliced from 2 exons.